AUGAGGAUCAAAGGCCACCAAGCAGAAUUAAGUUACGGGUCGGGUCAAAUUAACCCGACAAGAGCGAUUCACCCUGGUCUAGUCUACGACAUAGACGAAAGCUCCUACUUAGAAUUCCUCUGUCAAGAAGGGUAUAACAGCACAAGCAUAGGACUAUUAAUCGGCGGUAACGACAAGACGAAGAAAGAAUACAGAUGCGUGGAUCGCAAGCGAGGGUUAGGUUCUGACGGGUUAAAUUAUCCGUCGAUGCAUAAGCAAGUGAGUGAUACAGAGACAAAAGUGUCGGAGGUUUUUUACAGGACGGUGAGGAAUGUCGGAUACGGAGAGUCGAUCUACGUGGCUAGGGUUUGGGCGCCAAAGGGUUUUAGAGUUGAGGUUGUGCCUAAGGCUAUGAAAUUUGCUAAGCCUGGAGAGAAGAUGAAUUUUAAAGUUUCGGUUGAUGGAGUUUGGGUAGAGACGAUGAGAGGGAUUAUUUCGGCUUCUGUGGAAUGGGAUGAUUCGAGAGGGCAUCUUGUGAGAAGUCCCAUUCUUUUGUUUCAGUCCGGUAACGAUGACAGUUAG
Microthlaspi erraticum is the source of this 561-nucleotide messenger RNA. The record is from the annotation of a GenBank genome assembly. NCBI's taxonomy places the organism in Eukaryota, Viridiplantae, Streptophyta, Magnoliopsida, Brassicales, Brassicaceae.